AUGGCAUCAAGAAAUCCCUUCUCCAAAAAGACUUACGCUCAAGCUACCGGCUCUAAGGCAUCUUCUGUGGCCGACUCCGACGACAGGAGCGAGGUACAAGGUCCAUUAACUCGGAGUCGAGCGAGGGACCUAGGGGUGGAGCUGGACGAGACCCAAAGCAUUGCCCGCAACAUCGUCCGAAGGCUUGGAGGCGGCUCCACCAGCUCAAAGAAAGCUACAUAUGAUAGGGGUUCAUCCUCAACAACAGAGACCGUUGGUAGCAAGAGUCCUACUCCCUCAACGAAAGCUGUUGGAAGCGAAAGUCCUACUCUCUCAAAUGAAGCUACUGGAACCAAAAGUCCUUCCCCUAUUCUUUCAAAAGGAUCUACUAGCAGUGGAAGCUCAUCUUCGCCAUCGCCUAUGUGGAAGGCAACAUCGGAAUAG
Messenger RNA from Ipomoea triloba (trilobed morning glory), 423 nucleotides. Its product is annotated as putative protein TPRXL. The record is from RefSeq and is a predicted model, not a curated record. NCBI's taxonomy places the organism in Eukaryota, Viridiplantae, Streptophyta, Magnoliopsida, Solanales, Convolvulaceae. The coding region runs from base 1 to 423 and encodes 140 amino acids. The transcript has a single exon.